AUGUCACUGGCCACGCCAUUGACAACCACGCGACGCAGCGGCCAUGGAGAUGAAGACGACGGGGCCAAUGUGCUGAAGAGCGUCCGGCAGUAUUGGGAGCAGCUCAGUGUAAAUGAGCGUCAGCAGAUAUUGUUUUUGGACGAGCCGGAGCUCGUGAAGCAGCUGUACAAGCUCAACUUGAGCUUGUUGUGUGUCGGGCUGAUGCAGCGCCACCUCAAGACAACGAACCGAACAGCUACAGAUACGUCGGCCGCCAACAAGAAAGCGGCUGCAACGAGGACAUACGAGCUGCUGGAAGCGAUGGAGUUUAUGGAUAUAGGAACAGGCAUUCUGACGGUGAAGACGGAGCUGGCCGAAGACACAGAUCGACUCUUCACGCUGGUGGGGGAAGUGCUGGCAGGCUUCUUAACGUCGAUCCAUGUACUCACAGAGAGUAACUUCAACAAACUGUUCGUGACCGAAAGCGAAACCAUCAAUACGUGGACAAACUAUCAACGCCUGAUUGGGAUGCUAGUGGAGCAGCUAAUCCUACGAAGCUAUGUCAGCUACUUGGAGAAAGAGGCAGCUCAACAAAUGGAGCAGCUACUGCUGGAGUCCACGUCAGCCUCUCUAGACAGUGAUUGUCAGUCAAAUUCGUCGACUGCACCGCUCGACGAGCCUGCACUGGACGCAGACGAAGAAGUACCCGCUUCAGAAGCAGAGCCCCCCUCGAAGAAGUUGUCUGGAUUAAACCCCAACGCGCUGGUGUUUCAACCUCAAGAAUCAUUCGCAUCAGCCGAAGACUUCACCACGCGAACGGCUUUUGCUGGCAAGAGGAAGUUUGACGAGUACGUUAUCAGCGUCCCGUUGGAAGAUGUCAUCAGUGACACCAGCAUCGCCUUUGACAGCAGAAGCGUCGGUGGGGAUUCCGACGACGAAGAAGUAGUCGAGAGUGUGCACGAUCGUGAACGUCGUCGGUGGAGAAAACAGCGCCGCCGUGAAGAAGACGCCAAGCUCGAAUGGCAGCUACAACAGGUCUAUGCGUCCACGUCGUCGCUCUUUGGCUGGGACUUCACGAGGCAACGCGAGCUACCAGACCCCGCGGUCAAUCUUCCCUGGAGCGAGUCCACGUUAUGGAGAACAGCACCGAAAGAAGUGGUGCGGUACUUUUCACCGGGCAAUGGCGACGCGUACUCAAGGUUCCAAGCUCCGCACUUCUUGCCAGCACCUUCAGGGCCCCCGCCGUCGCGGUACUACUUCAACCCAGGGCCGCCGAUGCCAUUUGGGCCGCCGUUGCUGCCUCCUCCGAGCAUGGAGCCGAUGCCACCGCAUCUGCAAGGCGCGUUCAGCUUCCAGCCACCAGAAUUCCCCACGGUCGUCUCAUCACCAGACUUCUCCAAUGCGCAGUACCACCCCAGCAACCACGAGGACCAGGUGGACGUCUGA
This is a messenger RNA of Phytophthora sojae, 1425 nucleotides long. RefSeq lists its product as hypothetical. Lineage: Eukaryota; Oomycota; Peronosporomycetes; Peronosporales; Peronosporaceae. The transcript has 5 exons. The record is from RefSeq and is a predicted model, not a curated record. Bases 1 to 1425 code for a protein of 474 amino acids.